This is a messenger RNA of Camarhynchus parvulus, 1689 nucleotides long. It is a transcript of the gene VPS4A, whose product is annotated as vacuolar protein sorting 4 homolog A. Gene Ontology annotation, biological process: vacuole organization; endosomal transport. The transcript has 11 exons. Gene Ontology annotation, molecular function: ATP hydrolysis activity; ATP binding. The record is from RefSeq and is a predicted model, not a curated record. Lineage: Eukaryota; Metazoa; Chordata; Aves; Passeriformes; Thraupidae. The coding region runs from base 95 to 1408 and encodes 437 amino acids.
CAGCAGGGGGAGCGCGGCCGGGCGCAGCCGCAUUCGCUGCCGCCGCCGCCGCCGCCGUCCCGGGGCCGCCGGAGCGGCCGCACCGGGCGAUGCGAUGACAACGUCCACCCUGCAGAAAGCCAUCGACCUGGUCACCAAAGCCACCGAGGAGGACAGGGCCAAGAACUACGAGGAGGCGCUGCGGCUGUACCAGCACGCCGUGGAGUACUUCCUGCACGCCAUCAAAUAUGAGGCUCACAGCGACAAGGCCAAGGAGAGCAUCCGAGCCAAGUGCGUGCAGUACCUGGACCGGGCCGAGAAGCUGAAGGAGUACCUGCGGGGCAAGGACCGGCACGGCAAGAGGCCUGUCCGAGAAGCACAGAAUGACAACAAGGGGAGUGACAGUGACAGCGAGGGCGAGAACCCUGAGAAGAAGAAGUUGCAGGAGCAGCUGAUGGGUGCCAUCAUGAUGGAGAAGCCCAACGUGCGGUGGAGUGAUGUGGCCGGGCUGGAGGGAGCCAAGGAAGCCCUGAAGGAGGCCGUGAUCCUGCCCAUCAAGUUCCCACACUUGUUCACAGGAAAGCGCACGCCCUGGCGCGGGAUCCUGCUCUUUGGGCCGCCUGGCACCGGCAAGUCCUACCUGGCCAAGGCUGUGGCCACCGAGGCCAACAACUCCACCUUCUUCUCUGUGUCAUCCUCUGACCUGACCUCGAAAUGGCUGGGGGAGAGUGAGAAGCUGGUGAAGAACCUGUUUGAGCUGGCGAGGCAGCACAAGCCCUCCAUCAUCUUCAUCGAUGAGGUGGACUCGCUGUGUGGCUCCCGCAACGAGAACGAGAGCGAGGCGGCGAGGCGCAUCAAGACCGAGUUCCUGGUGCAGAUGCAGGGUGUGGGGAACAGCAGCGACGGGAUCCUGGUGCUGGGUGCCACCAACAUCCCCUGGGUGCUGGACUCGGCCAUCAGGAGAAGGUUCGAGAAGAGGAUCUACAUCCCCUUGCCCGAGGAGGCGGCGCGGGCGCAGAUGUUCCGGCUGCACCUGGGGAACACCCCGCACUCCCUGACGGACGCCAACAUCCAGGAGCUGGCCCGCAAGACCGACGGCUACUCGGGGGCCGACAUCAGCAUCAUCGUCAGGGACGCCCUGAUGCAGCCCGUGCGCAAGGUGCAGUCAGCCACACACUUCAAGAAGGUCCGUGGCCCCUCCCGCACCACCCCCGGUGCUAUCGUGGAUGAUCUCCUGACACCGUGCUCGCCUGGGGACCCCGGGGCCUCAGAGAUGACCUGGAUGGAGGUGCCCAGUGACAAGCUGAUGGAGCCUGUUGUCUGCAUGUCAGACAUGCUGCGCUCGCUGGCCACCACCCGCCCCACCGUCAAUGCCGAGGAUCUCCUCAAAGUGAAGAAAUUCACGGAGGACUUUGGACAGGAAGGUUGAGGGGGGCAUGGGGGCUGUGGGGUUGGGGCAGCUGCAGGCCCCGCUGUGCCCCCCUCCCCGGUGCCAAACCGCCUGGUGUUCGCUCACUCCUGCCCCACUGCACUGCGGGGACACGGCCCGGGGCUCACACUACGGGGGGUGGGUCUGAGCAUGGCCUGGGCAGCCGGGGCCCUCCCUGGCUGCGCUCCACUCUUCUUCCUGCUCUUUUUUUAUUUUUUAACUUAAUGCUGCUUUGGGUUCUGUCUUGUUUAUAUGAAAAUAAAAACAAUCUGAGUGCUUCA